CAGGCUCCAAUAGGAAUGACCAGGGGGCGUCUCUGUUUUUUAUUGCUUAUCUUCACGUUUACCGUCUUGAUUCAUUCGGUAUUACAAAUCGCGGAUAUUCGUCAUUUUUCUCAAAACGAGGCCCUCAAGUUUCCACUCCGGAUAGAAAAUGGUGGCAGCAUCCUCGACAAUACUAAUGAUCGAAUAUUUUGGUUCAUGCAGUUUUCAGAUCUCCAUUUAAGCAAAUUUACGGAUAGCGGGAGGACUCCAGAUUUUAGAAAAGUGUGUAAUUCACAUAUUAAAAUUAUCCAUCCGGAUGUUGUUAUUGUUUCCGGAGAUAUAACAGAUUCCAAGUUUCCGAAAUUUAAAGGCUCUCAACAAUUUAAAGAGGAAUGGAUUGCGUAUAGCCAAAUAAUUAAGGAAUCUGGUGUAAAUAACCAUACUAUUUGGUUAGAUCUUCGUGGAAACCAUGAUAAUUUUAAUGUACCUUCCGUUGAGUACCCCGAAAACCUUUUCAGGAAAUAUUCAAUUUCUGGUCAUAACUUCACGCACUCUUACAUGAUAACUCAUCGAAAAUCAUUCGGUACUUACACGUUCAUUGGUAUGGACGCAUGUCCUACCCCCGGUUUGAAACGUCCAUUCAAUUUCUUCGGCUUAAUAACAAGGGACUUGUCGAGAUCUCUUUCUACCUUCGCUACCAAGGCGCAAGGCAGCAACCAAACAUUCUGGUUCGGUCAUUAUCCCACCUCAACAAUUGUUUCCCCUGGUUUUAAUCUUCGCAAACUUAUUAGUGAGACCGCGUAUUGCUAUCUCUGUGGUCAUCUGCACACUCUGUUAAAUUUGGUUCCAGCGAUGUACACCGUCCAACCUCAGGGCUUUCUGGAACUCGAAUUGUCCGACUGGCGUGAUGGUCGAUUCUUUCGCAUAGUAGCAGUUGACAAUGACCUGGUAUCGUUUGUGGACAGUCAACUGCAUGAAGACGAGAGACAAGACUGGCCAAUUGUGCUCAUCACCAAUCCCAAGGACGCCGCCUUCCUCCUGCCAAAUAAGGAGCCAACCGGUCGUAUUCGCACUUCCACGCACAUACGUGUUCUCGCCUGGUCGAACAGCCCAAUAACUCGAGUUUCGGUGACAGUUGACAACGUGUAUUUGGGUGAGGCGAAACCAGCCGUCAACGUCCUUUCCUCCUCAAACUCCUCGCCCCUCUUCGUUUUGCCAUUUAACCCCACUGAACUUAUGAGACAAGGACCCAACGUGCACACCAUCAGUGUCGUCUGCAAGGUACGAGUCACACUUUCGAAGUCUCCAUUCUCGAGCUCUUUAAACCCUUAA
This is a messenger RNA of Rodentolepis nana, 1311 nucleotides long. The record is from the annotation of a GenBank genome assembly. Lineage: Eukaryota; Metazoa; Platyhelminthes; Cestoda; Cyclophyllidea; Hymenolepididae.